Messenger RNA from Helianthus annuus (common sunflower), 1134 nucleotides. RefSeq names its product Golgi SNAP receptor complex member 1-2. Gene Ontology annotation, cellular component: SNARE complex; Golgi membrane; Golgi medial cisterna. Gene Ontology annotation, biological process: vesicle fusion; endoplasmic reticulum to Golgi vesicle-mediated transport. Gene Ontology annotation, molecular function: SNAP receptor activity. The record is from RefSeq and is a predicted model, not a curated record. The transcript is spliced from 6 exons. Lineage: Eukaryota; Viridiplantae; Streptophyta; Magnoliopsida; Asterales; Asteraceae. Bases 117 to 812 code for a protein of 231 amino acids.
AGCUAUGGAUAAUAGAGCAGUAGAAGAGCAGCAAAGCAACAGAGAAUUGCUUGCUUCACCCAACAAACACCAUAACAACAACUAGACGGAUCGGAUCCAGUUACAAUCGGGUCGAAAUGGAUCAGGAAUCGGGUUGGGAAGAACUGAGGAAAGAAGCUCGUAAGAUCGAAGGCGAUCUCGAUGUCAAACUCUCUUCUUAUGCUAAGCUCGGUGCUCGCGUCACUCAAGGAGGUUUUGGGGAUGGUGAUACGCCAAGUAUGGGAUCUAACCGUUCGUGGAAGUCGAUGGAGAUGGAAAUACAGUCGUUGCUUGAGAAGUUGUUGGAUGUCAAUGAUUCCAUGAGUCGGUGUGCUGCGUCUGCAGCGCCUACUACUUCGGUCACUCAAAAACUGGCAAGGCAUAGAGAUAUACUCCAUGAGUUUAGUCAGGAAUUCAGACGAAUCAAAGGAAACAUAACUGCGAUGACGGAGCAUGCUGAGCUUUUAAGUUCUGUAAGAGAUGAUAUCAGUGAGUACAAGGCAUCUGGGAGCCCAAGAAUGCAGAUAUUAAGGGAACGAGCUGCUAUCCAUGGAAGCAUAGCACACAUGGAUGAUGUAAUAACGCAGGCUCAAACGACAAGAGCAGCGUUGGGCUCUCAAAGGGCCAUGUUUGGUGAUGUUCAAGGGAAAGUUAAACAACUGAGUGAGAAGUUCCCUAUCGUCCGUGGCCUAAUCGGCUCUAUAAGAAGGAAGAAAUCGAGGGAUACACUCAUCCUAUCUGCUGUCAUCGCGGCUUGUACGUUGUUUCUCAUUUUAUACUGGCUUUCAAAGUGAAAAAGGUUAUGGUAUAAUCAUAAAAAUGCAAAGUAAUAUUGUACUUCAAAGGCAUUUUUGCCAUAUUUGGUAUAAAAUUAGGGACUCGGGUACCAUUUUUUUUUCUUUUUUGUUUUGCACAGUAAGCACAUGCACUGAUCUUGAACCAAAUAGUUCAGUUUGUAAUGCUAUGUUGCUUCUUUCUACUGUUGAUUAGUGGCGGUCUGGUUUUGAAGGUCAAACCGUUAGUAAACUGUGUCCGUCUCAUUCAUUUGUAAAUGAACACUACUGUACUUUCUGACAAAUGAUUUAUGAACUAUUCACGGAACAUUUUGAUUGUUAA